AUGCAUCUCACGCUCGUCGUCACCCCUAGUGCCCUCCACGCCAGGAUGUGGGAUGAGGCGCGGAGCGUCGCGGCGACUCGCGUCCCUCUGCGCGAAAUGGGAGUCGGGAUGCCCCCACUCGACCAACACACCCUCCUCACAGCGCUUGAUGGCGCCUUAGCGCUUCUCAGCUCAGUCGACCUCGCGACCGUCACGUCUGUCAGUGGCGCGGCGUAUCCCGCUCUCGUGGGCGACGGCGUGACGGACGCUUUCACGCCCCAAGCGGACGGCGUGCCACUCACUAAGUGGCUCGAGCACUCUCUGUCGGAAGAUGGUGUUACGACGCCGCGUUGGCGCGCUUGGGGCCUUGAUUGUCAUGUGCUGCCUUUCCUUCCUCUCGCCACGGCUGCGGCUGUUAGCACGGCUCCGGGGCCAAACGACAUGGUGCUCCUCCACGACGAUCUCGACUUGCUCGUCCUCCCGUCCUCGGACGUGUUCCAAGGGAGCGUGGUGCAGGACCCCAACGGGCGUGUAGGCCGCAUGCUCCUGCGUGACAAGUAUGGUAGUGGCCGAUGGAAUGUGCUCGCCAAGCUGGCGAUGCUCUUCGCGCCAGGCGGAAGCAUCGGCGUCGACAACAAGCGCUUCGCGUUUGUCCGCCCCUUCGCGAUCAAGGCUGGGACAGUGCGCUUUGAGCACGGUGAGCCCGUCGACGAGUUCUACGACCUGCGUGCGAACACACGUUGCGUCCUCGAGUCUCAGGUUCUCACGUACAAGCAGGCAGCGGGGACACACUGUCCAGCGCGCGUCAUCCUGCUGACUGACGAGGACAACCCGGCUAUUCCUCACCUCCUCGCCAGCGUGUUCGACUGCGCGGUACUCGCUCCCCUCUCCCCAAAUACUUCUACACCUGCCGCGGCAGCGGCAUACGGCUGUGCCCUUCUCGCUGCGGGCGGGGACAUGGUCGGUGUCCGCGCACUCCUUAACGCUCACCAUGCCGAGUAUACCCGCACACCGCCGAUGGCACACUGUAAGGCGCCAUCCUCGACACUGCCCACGCCGCCCAGCACGGGCGGCGGCCCAGCCCGUCUGGGCUUCACGCUCACCACCACCUCGACGCCCUUCAAGAUUCAGACGCCACCAUCGCCUGCAGCUUCAGACGACGGGGACGGGCCUGAGCCGUGGCUCCGUGAGCUGGAACGUGCGCCCCAGGAUAAGUGGGAGUGUGCGAUCUAUGCGGCCAUGAUGCCAGAGUUUACGCGCGUACGCGCGCUGGUCGACUCUGGCGUCAUCCACCCCGGAACAUUCUAG
This is a messenger RNA of Cutaneotrichosporon cavernicola, 1287 nucleotides long. RefSeq lists its product as uncharacterized. NCBI's taxonomy places the organism in Eukaryota, Fungi, Basidiomycota, Tremellomycetes, Trichosporonales, Trichosporonaceae. The transcript is spliced from 8 exons. Bases 1 to 1287 code for a protein of 428 amino acids. The record is from RefSeq and is a predicted model, not a curated record.